This is a messenger RNA of Paramisgurnus dabryanus, 1156 nucleotides long. NCBI's taxonomy places the organism in Eukaryota, Metazoa, Chordata, Actinopteri, Cypriniformes, Cobitidae. The record is from RefSeq and is a predicted model, not a curated record.
AUUUUUAAAUCACUGUUGAUGUUUGUUGAUAAAUGUUUAAAUCUUUUUCUAAAGGUCCAAACCCUGGGAUGUAUCCUCAGGCUGGGGGUCCAAGUCCUAUUAUGUACCCUCCAGGCAUGGGUCAAAACCCAGGGAUGUACCCUCAAGCUUCAACUGUAACAACCUCAGGGAGGCUGCCUUGUCUGCGUGAUCUACCCGGUCAGACCAUGUGCCCUCAUUGUAAGCAUCAAGUGAUCACCAUCACAGAUUACUACUCUGGACUCAUGGCUUGGGUGGCAUGCGGCUGUCUUGCACUCAUCGGAUGUUGGCCAUGCUGUAUAGUGCCAUUCUGGAUGGAUUCUUGUAAAGAUGUGGAGCAUCGCUGCCCUAACUGCAACAAGGUCCUCUCUUACUACAAGCGCCUGUGAUCUGCAAUACCACAUGGCCUUCAUGCUAGUUUGAUGUCUUUAAUUUCAACAUGAUCUAAUGGGAAUUAGACAUAGGAAUGUUUCAGUUUCACUUCACAUAUACAGCAAAUGUACAUUACAUUAUUUUUCAUUUAACUUUUAAACUUAUUAAAGUUACAGACGGCAUUGUGCUCAUAAUAAAACUACAGUCCUGAUUUUAAACGCGAUGGGUGUCAAGCUGUGAAACUUUAAAAAGGGAUAUAACAUUUCAUGUACAUGAACUAUAUCAAAGCUAUACAAGUCUAAACAUUUGACUUCUUUUACGAUAAAGAACACUUUGUAAUGGAGAUUGUAUUCUCUUAGUUAUCAGGUAAAUGAACUUGGCUUUUGUUGGGCAGCCUCAUCAACGUUUCAUUAUAUUGCUCUUCUUUAGUUAAAUUUCACUUCUGGGAAUCAAUCUUGUAUAAUAAGCUCAUCUUAAGUGAUUGUUUCAAGGUUAACCAUUGUGAUUAUCAUUAAAAUCCAUCAUAUUAGAUGUAUUGAAGAAAUCACGCUUAAUAUAUAGGAGCAGAAGCUAUAACUGAGGCUAUAACUGCUUUUCUUCCUGACCUAUAUCUUUAAUUAUAUUUAGUUUCUUGUUAUGUAGCACAUUUUCUUUCCUAAAUGUGACUUAAGGGCACUGUUUUUGACUGGAGACAGUCUCUAUUUAAUAACCCUAAAUGUAAAGUCUUGCUCAAGAACAAGAUAAUAUUGAAAGACCAAGUGGCUUU